AUGUCUCCAUCGCGUCUUCAACAAAACGGUGCCGCCCAAGGAGCCCAAACCCAAACCACUCUCAAUGCAGAUGUCGAAGGCCAGGAUGCCCACAGAGAUAGGUGGCAUCAUGGUUUGUGUGGAUGUUGCGCCUCGUGCGAAUUAUGCCUUCUAGGCACCUUUCUACCUUGUCUUCUGUUUGGCCAGACGUCCCACCGUAUCGAGGACCCGUCCAUGGAAGGAUAUAGUCACGUAAACAGCGACUGUAUAGUGAUGAUGGGCGUGACCUAUCUUACUGGGUUUGGCUGGAUGUACGUCAUUUCUCAUUGUAGUGUUGCGAGACGGUGA
Messenger RNA from Colletotrichum higginsianum IMI 349063, 327 nucleotides. RefSeq names its product PLAC8 family protein. Lineage: Eukaryota; Fungi; Ascomycota; Sordariomycetes; Glomerellales; Glomerellaceae. The record is from RefSeq and is a predicted model, not a curated record. Bases 1 to 327 code for a protein of 108 amino acids. The transcript has 2 exons.